AUGUCCGGUAAGCGACAAAGACUCGCAAAGUCCCCGAAGCAAUCCCAGCUCGUUGAAGACCAAGCACCCCCAAAGCGCGACCGACGCCGCGACACCAAGCAUUCUGCAGCACCAACUAACAGCAACAUCUCAGGCGAAGCGGAACCUCGACGAUCGGUACGCGCCACUAAAGGUCAGCAUACGAAAUCAUUCGACGAACUUGAGCCUGCGACCGUGCCGAAAAAGCGACAGACUAAGAAGACCAAGAAAGCCAAGGAGCAGGAACAAGAGCUGGAACAGGAACAACAGCAAGAACAGGAGGAAGAGGAGGAAGAUGAACUGAUCCGUUGUGUAUGCGGCGCCACCGAACAAGAUGAAGAUUCAGGUGAAGCCUGGAUCGCUUGCGAAACCUGCGGCGCAUGGCAGCACAACGUCUGUGUAGGGGUAAGCUCAUUCGAUGAUGAGAUCCCUGAGCAUUACUGGUGCGAGCAAUGCCGACCGGACGAUCACAAGGAGCUCCUUGAUGGAAUAGCUAAGGGAGAGAAACCUUGGGAAGCUCGGCGCAAAGCACAUGAAGAGGAGUCCAAGAAGAAGAAGCGUGGCGGACGAAAAGGCAAAGGCAAACGUCACAGCGAAACCAAGGAGGAAGAUAAGACUAAAGCGAAGUCUUCUCCUGCGCCUGCUCCGGACACAACCAAAGAUAAGAAAGAAACAAAGACAGGGAAGCGAAAAGCCCGCGAAGAGUCUCAUGAUGCUGAUGGCAAGUCUGCCAAGGUUCGUCGCGUAUCAGAGAACGGGGCAACUCCUGUCCCUGUCUCCUAUACACCACCUGAUGACCUCGCCAAGUCGAUACCAGAUUUGCCUGGUUCUCGGACAGGCCCAGCCAAAGCACUGAGCAAGUCUAUCAGCCAUGUUUUAACAUCGAUGCAGAAGCAGGGCGAACUGGACCUUGAGGAGGGCAAUACAGUUGAGUCUAUGACUGAGACCUUCUCGCUUCAGAUCGAGCGCGCCGUUUAUGAUUCUUAUCCCGUGACUAAGGGACAAAAAGAAUACAACCAGCAAAUCAAGUCACUAAGCUUCAACCUGAAGAACAACCCGGAGUUGUGCCAUGGGCUUGUUCAUAAGACCCUGUCCCCCACAACUUUGGCUACUAUGACAUCAGAGCAGCUUGCCUCUUCGGAAAUGAAGAAGCAGACUGCCGAGAUGAAAGCCAAGGCCGAGAAACAGUCUAUCCUCUACACUUCUGAGACAGGACCUCGCGUUCGACGAACGCAUAAGGGCGAAGAGGUUGUGGACGACGAAACAUUUGUCAACGACUCUGCCGUGCCCCUCCCACCGGGACCCCCUCGUCGACCAGAGCCUCAGGCCGUUAAGAAGGAACCUACAGGAGGCGACAAGGCGGACCUGACUUCACACCCACAGCAGCAGGACGAUAAGCAGCGAUCGCCAAGUCAACCUGAUUUCGACAUCAACGAAGUCUUCUCUAGUGUCAAGUCUCCCACUACAACUCAGAAUCGGCGGCCUUCGGCUCUGGUAACUGGAGCCAAUGGCCCGGGCGUGGAUCCUGAUGUAGAUCGCAUGCUCCAAGACGAGAACGAGUCGCCCCCUUACUCGCCCACAGAGGAGACCCAGGACCCUGAUGUCAUCUGGCAGGGCUCUCUUGCUAUGAGCUCGAUUGCUGACUUCCCAGCGACAGCCAAGUACAUCGGUGGUGCCAACUUUGCUUCAGUCGGACCGUGGUCCAAGUUGAUCCCUAAGAGGAUGACGGUGGCUGGACGAAUCCCCGAACAAAGUGCUAUCGAAUACCUAUGUGGUCUUCGCUACAGUAACAGCACCGAUGUCAUUGUCGUUUCGAUUUCACCGGUAUCGCCCUUUUCCCAUGCUGAUUUUCACAACCUUCUUCACUACUUCAUCAGCAAGAAGCGGUAUGGUGUAGUUGGGGACAAGACAAUUGGUAAUGUGCGAGAUACAUAUCUGGUACCAGUUCCUGCGGGGGAAGACAACUAUCCCGAGUUUAUGCUCAACCUGGUUGAUAACAAAAUCCCCAAGGUCCGGUCGGAACCCAUGUUGUUGGCAGUCUUUGUUUAUCAUAACGAGCCUGACCAGCUCAAACAACUGAAGGAUGGGGCUGCAAAUCAACAAGAUGCCAAAGCCCUGGGAUCACCAGCGCCUGCAGCACAUGCUCAGAGAAGCAAUUCGACAACGUCCGCCGGCCCGGCAUUCUCUCCGGCGACCCCACAGGCCCCCCAGGGAGGAUUUCAAGGAGGUUUCCCUCAGCAAUCAUCUCCAGGCCAAUGGCAGUCUACAACUCCUGUGCCAAUUCCUCAGCCACCGUACACUCGGCCACCGGUGCCACUACAAGCUCCAACACCGACACCUGCACCUGCGCCAGCACAGAUGUCAGAAGCACAAAGGCACCAGGCUCAGCAGGCAGGCGUAGCCAUGGCACAGGAGCUCCUGGGACCCUGGAUAACAUCCCCGACCGUGCAGUUCAUCUUGCCUCAAGCGUUCCAGAUGGCCCGCAAGGAGUGGGAAGUCGUAAGAAGGGUUCUGGAACGUGACCCUAAAGCUCGAGAUGACCUGCAGCAUCUUGGUAAUCUUCUAGAGAAGGAGACUACUGCAGACAAGAUAGGGGGAGCUGCUGCAUAA
Messenger RNA from Fusarium redolens, 2628 nucleotides. Its product is annotated as transcription factor S-II, central domain-containing protein. Gene Ontology annotation, molecular function: RNA polymerase II transcription regulatory region sequence-specific DNA binding. The coding region runs from base 1 to 2628 and encodes 875 amino acids. Gene Ontology annotation, cellular component: nucleus. Lineage: Eukaryota; Fungi; Ascomycota; Sordariomycetes; Hypocreales; Nectriaceae. Gene Ontology annotation, biological process: transcription elongation by RNA polymerase II; regulation of mRNA 3'-end processing; transcription elongation by RNA polymerase I. The transcript is spliced from 2 exons. The record is from RefSeq and is a predicted model, not a curated record.